AUCUUUUAGUUGGUUAUACCCUAGAUGCUUUGCUACUGCUAAAUAUGGUACGUGUUUUUUUUUUUUUUUUUUUUAAAAAGGAUAAGAGAGAGCCAAAGGGCAAAAGCAUAAUGAUAAGCUCUAAAUAGUGAACAUAUAUUGCAUUACACAACGAAAUCUCUCAAACUAGUCCCCUAUAAAUACAAGGAAUUAUAUAAGUACUCCUCAAAAUACAAACUCACACACAAGAAUAUUUCGAGUCCUUAGACACCAUACCACGCAAAUAUCAUGUCCGAUCACAGGAAUCCCAGCUCAAGCCUUAAGCUAUUCGGUUUCCCGAUAACCGAGAACGGUGAAGUGGUAGUGCCGUCGACGGAGCAGAGAGCGGAGCGAACAUCAUGGGAAAUGGAGAACAGGAAGUUCAAGUGCCAGUUCUGCCGUCGCGUGUUUGCGAAUUCGCAAGCUCUCGGUGGCCACCAAAACGCGCACAAGCGAGAGCGGCAGAGAGUCAGCGCUCAGUUCCAGGGCCGGCCAGUCGUCGGCCCAGUUCUUAGCCCACACGCGGUCAGAUCGUCGGCCGCUACCUCUAUUUACGCAUCGAGAUUUGCAGCAAAUUAUUGCAAUAGUAAUGGCAUUAUUAACGGUAAUUAUAACAAUCCGUCGUCACAGGAAGUACUACCGACGUAUAGGACAUUUCCUUCGCAGUACUACAACUGUUUGGUGUCACGGCCAGUACUACUACAGCAAGAAUUGGCCACCAAACCUGAAGUUGGGGUUGAUCUUCACCUCAAACUCUCUCUUUCUGGUUAAAUCAAUAAUGUUUUUUUUUUUUUUUUUUUUUGGCGUUCUUGUUUUUAUUAUUGCUUGGGAUGCCUUCAAUUUUCGGCAAUAUUUAUAAAUUAUAAUAAUAUCAAUAUGUGGACAAGGAAAAAGAAAAAAAAAAGUUCAACUUCAAUAGUUGACAAACUGACGCUUAAUUGAUGUUCUUGUUUUUUUCUUCUUUUUUCUUCUACUUUUGUAUGAUGUUUGAUCAUUUUGGGUGUAGAGGCAUUGAUUAUAGUUUCAGUAUACUAAUGAGAACGGCAUGUGA
Morus notabilis is the source of this 1069-nucleotide messenger RNA. Its product is annotated as zinc finger protein 5. Gene Ontology annotation, molecular function: DNA-binding transcription factor activity; transcription cis-regulatory region binding. Gene Ontology annotation, cellular component: nucleus. The transcript has a single exon. The record is from RefSeq and is a predicted model, not a curated record. Lineage: Eukaryota; Viridiplantae; Streptophyta; Magnoliopsida; Rosales; Moraceae. Gene Ontology annotation, biological process: gibberellic acid mediated signaling pathway; trichome differentiation; trichome morphogenesis. The coding region runs from base 268 to 789 and encodes 173 amino acids.